AUGGCUUCUAAAUCAAAGUCAGUCUUGAUAUCAGUUGUUGUGCUGAGGCUCCUAACACUUGGAUUGUUAGCUGCUUCUAUUGUUUUAUUGUAUCUAGAUAAAUUCACUCUUAGUGGUGGUACCAAAAUUUCUUUCAAGGAUGUUAUUGCGUACAGAUAUGUUAUAGCAACGGGAAUUAUCGGCUUCCUUUACUCGCUUUGUCAAAUUCCAUUUGCAUUAUACCAUGCUUCCAAGGGAAAGAGGCUUAUCCGAAAUAGGUGUCUUCUAGAGUUUGAUUUUUUCGGUGAUAAGAUCAUUGCAUUCUUGUUAGCUACUGGUGUCGGAGCUGGAUUUGCAGUUACCUUCGAGUUGAAGAAACUAUUGAAAGAUUUUAUUAAAAGCGUUGAAGCGAUGUUCGGGGUGGGCGGGCUUGAUGAGACAGAUUUGAAGACAGACAAAUUCCUUUGA
This is a messenger RNA of Pistacia vera, 447 nucleotides long. Its product is annotated as CASP-like protein 4D1. The record is from RefSeq and is a predicted model, not a curated record. Lineage: Eukaryota; Viridiplantae; Streptophyta; Magnoliopsida; Sapindales; Anacardiaceae. Bases 1 to 447 code for a protein of 148 amino acids. The transcript is spliced from 3 exons.